AUGAACGGCGACGAUCCUUUCGGCCGAGGUUCCGGGGACGACGACGGGUCGUUCGGUGGCGCGAGGCUCAUGGACUCGCACGGCGAGAACCCGUUCGCCAACGAGGGUGACGACGACGACGGAGAGGUGAGCGUCACGCCGUCUGCCUCGCCCGCCGCGCCUCACGAUCCCCACGUCGCACCCGCGAUGAGACCCGACGCGAUCGAUUCCCGUCGACCCGAACGACCCGGCCAAUACCCGCGCGACUCGCGUCGAGAUCUGGAAGCGCCCGACUCGGCUGACAAAUGUUCCAUUUCUCCGCCCGCCCCACCCCCGCCGCAGUUCACGGACCAUCCCUUGUCCUCCCCGCCUCCGGUCCCGGACGACCUCGCGCGGUCCGUGCAGAACGUCUCCGUCGCGGACGAUCCCCUCGGCGCUCCGUCGGCGGCGACACCCGCGAUGGACCUCGGCCCCCUGGGCACCCCCGCGGCUCCCGAUCCGCCGCGAUCGGAACCCGCCCCAGUCGCCGCCGCUCCCGCGCCCGCGGCGCCCUCCCCGACCCCGCCGCGUCCCCCCGCGGCGCCCGUCGCGACGCACAGCGCGUCCGCGAUGGGCGUCAGCUACGGCGACCUCCUCGCGCCGCCCCCGUCCUACGCGGACUCGGUCAUGUACGCCGAUCCCGUGGGGUACCGGCCGGGCGCGUCGUCCGAGAUGCAUCCGAGGGUGCCCGGCGACGGGGGGUUCGGCGGCACAGCUGGCGCGGCCAUGAGCCGGACGACGCACGGCGGCAUCGCACACACCACCGGAGACGUGCGCGCGUCCUUCGCCCCGCCGCCCGUACCCGGGGCGGGCGUCGCCGCGGCCCCGACCGGCGAACCCAGACAGAUGAACUCCGCCCCCGCGACGAACACGAACGAGCCCCCCCUAAACCUAAACCUCGCGGGAACCCCGCCCACACCGUCCUAUGUCCCGCCCACCGCGGGCAGGAACUCGCCGGGUAUCUACCAGAGCUCAAUGCGGGGCGUGCUGGAGACUUCAGUGUCGGAUCCGCAGGCGAGCGCCAACGCGACGGGCGCCUUUGGCAAGAAGAUUGUGCUCUACCGCGUCGCGGCGAGGUGCGACUUUCCCGAGUACGUCCUGCAGGAGCACGUCACCUGGCGGCGAUUCCGCGAUUUCGUGGGCCUCGCCGACCGGCUGGCGGACUCUCACCGCGGGUACUUCGUCCCGCCGAGGCCCGACAAGACCCUGACGUCCAGCAGCGACGAGGACUUUGUCACGCGUCGGAUGCAGCAGCUGGACGCGUACCUGCGACGGCUCGCGUCUCACCCCGUGCUGCGUCACUCGAAGGAGCUCCGCGUGUUUCUCACGGCGCAGAACCUGGAGGCUGACGAGACGUGGUAUCGCAUGAAGAACAAGGUGCCGGUGCCGAUGCCGGUGCCGAUGCCCCCGCCCGGCCAGGCGCACGUCAUGCCCAUGCCCGGGCAGGAGAACCAGUUUGGGGGAGUGAACCCCCAGCAGACGCCGCCGGGGAUGACGGCGCCGUACCAGCCGCCGGCCGCGCCCGUGACCUCACCGACGCGUAGUCGCGGGGCUGGUAAGUUUUUCAAGGAGAUGAAGCAGACCAUCGUCCAGUCCACGGCUGUGGGGAUGAUGGGCGGCGCGUUCGGCCUGGAGACGCAUAAACCCAAAAUCGUGGAGGAGGAUACCGCGUUUAUAACCGAGAAGGACCGCGUCUUGCGCAUGGAGCAGGAGCUCGCGAUCGCGUCGCAGAAGGCCGAGCGGGUCCUCGCCGCGGAGCAGAAACACUCGGACGCCCUCGGAGAGCUCGGGCUGGAGUGCCUCAAGCUGUCCAAGAUGGAGGAAGAGGAAGCCGGCCGCAUGGGGUCUUACACGGCGGCGGGCGCCGCGUGCCAGGACAUGGCGUCGCAGGCGAGGAAGAUGGGCAACGCGACGAUUCGUAUCUCCAGGCUAUCCCGCAGCGCCAACAACGCGUCCGCCAAGUCGCUCGACCCGCUGCACGAUUACCUCGGCAUGAUGCCGGCGGUGCGAAAGGCUGUGGCGGACCGGGCGGAGACGCUGUUGACGCUCCAGACGCACCUCGCCGACGUGGACUCGAAAAAGGCUCGGCUCGCGAAGCUCGAGAUGGACUUCUCCAAGAUGCACAAGGCCGAGAUGCUCAGGCGCGAGCUCGCGGCGGACGAAGCGGCGGCGGAGGCUGCGCGGACGGAGUACUCGCACAUCCAGGGCCGGCACCAGGAGGAGUUCAGGCGGCUGGAGGAGAGCAGGAGCCGAGAGUUCAAGGCUAUGUGGCUGGCGUUUGCCAGGACGCAGGUGAGGCACACGGAGAAGGUGCUGCAGGUGUGGCGGGCCGUCGCGGAGGACAUGGGCGCGGACCCGAGCGAGUGGGCCGACAUGUCCCUCGCGUAUAAACCCACCCCCGAGAACACGCCGUGAACGCGAGAUUCUAACCAAAUGUAAUCGAACCGCACGAGCACGAGGUUGACUUUUUUUC
Molecule: messenger RNA, 2491 nt
Organism: Micromonas commoda
Lineage: Eukaryota; Viridiplantae; Chlorophyta; Mamiellophyceae; Mamiellales; Mamiellaceae
Exons: 1
Coding region: 1-2433 (810 amino acids)
Molecular function (GO): phosphatidylinositol binding
Source: RefSeq, a predicted model, not a curated record